Trichoderma atroviride IMI 206040 is the source of this 2069-nucleotide messenger RNA. RefSeq lists its product as uncharacterized. Gene Ontology annotation, cellular component: membrane; Golgi apparatus. Gene Ontology annotation, molecular function: CDP-diacylglycerol-inositol 3-phosphatidyltransferase activity. The record is from RefSeq and is a predicted model, not a curated record. Lineage: Eukaryota; Fungi; Ascomycota; Sordariomycetes; Hypocreales; Hypocreaceae. Gene Ontology annotation, biological process: phosphatidylinositol biosynthetic process.
CCCCUCCCACAUUAGCGGCACGGAUUUCGUGAUAGAAGACCAGACUCGAACAUCAUGUCGGCACCAAGGACUCGGAGAAGAGCUGCCCAGGAAAAGCUCGAGCAGGUCUCUGAUGACGACCACUCGCCGGCCGUCGUGGACGGCAACGGCUCGGCCCACGAUGCGCCGGAAGCCUCGGAUUCUGAUUCUGACGGCGACGAGAACAUCUUUCUGUUCUGGCCCAACAUCAUAGGCUACUGCCGAAUCGUCCUUGCUAUUGCGUCCCUCUACUACAUGCCCCUGCACCCUCGCACCUGUUCGUUACUCUACAGCGUUUCGUGCUUGCUCGACGCUCUCGACGGAUAUGCUGCCCGAGCCUUCAACCAGUCGACUCGCUUUGGCGCUGUCCUGGACAUGGUCACGGAUCGCUGCACCACCUCGUGCUUGCUGGUCUUCUUGUCCUCGGCCUUCCCGCGAUGGGCCAUCAUCUUCCAGAGCUUGAUUGCGCUCGACUUCUCCAGCCAUUACAUGCACAUGUACGCCACCUUGGUUGUUGGCGGGUCCGACUCUAGCCACAAGAAUAUCGAUAAGAGCCAGAGCUGGCUUCUGAACCUGUACUAUACCAACAAGACCGUCCUGUUCGUAUUCUGCCUCUUCAACGAAGUCUUCUUCAUUGCGCUCUAUCUCCUGUCCUUCUCCUCGCCGCUCCUUUCGCCCCACCUCAUCAAAAGCGUGGAGGAGACCAGCGGUGGUCUGAUCCAGCCAGGCGUGCCCGUCAACACAUCCCUGCUCCGACAACUGUUCCCCGAUCCCUUCAGCGCCGCUGCCCUCGAGAUUGCCCGAGCCAACAAGAUGGAUUCCACCCUCCCUUGGGUCAUCACCGGUAUCAGCUUUCCCAUCAUGCUGGCCAAGCAGAUCAUCAACGUGGUGCAGCUGGUCAAGGCAAGCAGGUGGCUUGCUGAAGUUGACAUCAAAUCACGGAAAGCCAAGGGCCUGGGCAAGAAGGCGAGAACGGCCUAAUCGAGUCGAAUUGAAGAAUAACCAGUCAAACGUCGCCGCGAUAACGACACACAGUGGCAAAUUGUUCAAAGAUUGAAAGGCACAAUUGUUGCUUUACAAAAUGAUUUGAUUUGGCGACUGUUGACCAUUUAGGACUUGGAUUGGGCGGAGCAAUCUAAUGCAGUCCUUUUGUAUCGCAACAUGGGUGUUGUUUUUGGUGAAAAUUUACGCGCUGCUAGCCUUCGUGAUGCCUCUCUUUCAUCUUUCACGGCAAGCAGCUGUUAAUAUUGCAUGGCUUGGCGCAAACGGGGCUUGACAAAUAGGGGUGGCGGUCGUGACACUUGUCUCAUUCCACAUCGUACCUAUGAACGGAUGGGCUGGAGGGAAUAAAAAUACGUUGAAAACAUAAAAUUUGGAGAAAUAUUGGGAACAAAGAGCUAUGCAAUCUUUUCCUCUUCAGCCUGGCCUUGCAGCCUUGCGGGAUGCUGUUGUUCAUCUAUAUUCUGGUUUGUUUGUUGGCAGAACAUGAUCAAGUCUUGGUUUGCCUUCUUUUCUGUCUUUCUUUUCUUAUUUUCCCCUGUUUUACUGCUGUACAUACAUACCUUUAUUGUUCUUUCAUUAUGAUUUCUUAAUAUUAGUAGAUUAGUGGUAUAAAACCGAUGCGUUGAAUACAAACGAGGCCGUUGAGUCACAUGAAAAUUUACAGAUUGUUCAAGACAACUUGGCAAAAGAUUUGCUUAAUUUCGGGGGUAUCUGAACAAGUUUGUUUGUUUAAUUUAGUUAUUCAAAAAUUAAUAUAUGACGGGAUAUUAUAGACUUCAUGUUUCCCUUUUGUGUAUACAUAUCAAUCUUUUCACCUUCUUGACGAAGAACCCUCGCCGAUAGCGUUAUGGCUCGACAGCACUUCGUCUUUGAAUGCACCGCCAGCGACCCCGCUGGCUGUUUGAGCAGCGUCAGACUUUUCGAUAAUGUGUGAGACCUCGAGUGGUACAAUCUCCAUGGGCGUGGAGAGGCCGUACCAGGCGACGACGAUGACACCAAGGAUGCCGGUGAUGCAGCUGAAUACGAGGGCGACGAUGCCGCGGGGAGUG